Lactuca virosa is the source of this 348-nucleotide messenger RNA. The record is from the annotation of a GenBank genome assembly. NCBI's taxonomy places the organism in Eukaryota, Viridiplantae, Streptophyta, Magnoliopsida, Asterales, Asteraceae.
AUGGCUACCAAAGAAGACGAUGCUCCCGUUUGGAUAACCGAUAACGCCCCAUUUGUGGUGGUGACAGAUCCCCUAGAUGGUUCUCGUAACAUCAACGCUUCAAUCCCCACUGGAACAAUAUUUGGGAUCUACAAUCGUUUAAUAGAACCCGAUAAUCUUCCAACGGAGGAGAAGGCGUUGCUGAAUUCAUUAAAGAGCGGCAAUCGCCUCGUCGCCACCAUCUAUGUUCUUUACUCCUACGCCACCAUACUCUGCACCACCUUCGGUUCCGGCGCACACGCCUUCACUCUCGAUAAUUACACCGGAGACUUCGUUCUCACACACCCAAAAAUCAAAAUCCCUCCUUGA